This is a messenger RNA of Thermothielavioides terrestris NRRL 8126, 5936 nucleotides long. RefSeq lists its product as uncharacterized. NCBI's taxonomy places the organism in Eukaryota, Fungi, Ascomycota, Sordariomycetes, Sordariales, Chaetomiaceae. The transcript has 4 exons. Gene Ontology annotation, biological process: microtubule-based movement; mitotic spindle organization. The record is from RefSeq and is a predicted model, not a curated record. Gene Ontology annotation, molecular function: microtubule binding; ATP binding; microtubule motor activity. Bases 164 to 5767 code for a protein of 1867 amino acids.
AGCGGUUGAUCCCGUCGCUCGCGGCUGUUCCACGAUCAGCCCUGCGCCGCGCUCUCUGUCGACGGAAAAACACGAGUCUGGCCAGUCCCACAGCGCCGGCUCAAAUCAACCGAUCGCCCGGCCCCCCUGAACAAGGUCCACGCCCGCAACCCGCACGCCGACAAUGGCAAGCUCACCACCAGCUUCGCCCGCCACACUCCCCGCGCGGCCGCUGAGCGCCAUGGUUCGUCCGGCGCCGAGGAGUAACAGCCGCAUGAGCGUGCACAGCAAAACCGGGGGAGGAGGAAGUAGGGCGUCGGACGAGGACACGAAGACCGCCGUCAGAGUCGCGGUCCGAGUCCGCCCACCGCUGAAACCUUCCGACCCCGGUUACGAACUCAUCCCUCAGCGCUUCCAGCGGUCUAUGGUCCAGGUCCAGUCGCCGACCAGCCUGUCGAUCGACUCGCCUCAAGGCCGCAAGCUCUUCGUCUUUGACCGGGUAUUCGGGCCCGACGUUGACCAGGCCGGGAUAUGGGAGUACCUGGAGGAGUGCAUCAACGCCUUUACCCAAGGCUACAAUGUCUCCCUCCUCGCCUACGGCCAGUCCGGCGCCGGGAAGUCGUACACAAUGGGGACGUCGGGCCCCGCUGAGCAGGAGGACCCUGAUGCUAUGGGCGUUGUUCCGCGUGCCGCAACCGCGCUGUUCGAGAGGUUGGAAGGCCCCAAGGGGAAUCCCAACCGAAACUCCAUGUCGCAACUUCGCACGCCCUCGCGUUACUCAACCCAACCCGCCAGCUUCUCGCGGGGCGAGAAAAACUGGACCCUGCGCGCCUCUUAUGUUGAGAUCUACAAUGAGCAGCUGAGAGACCUUUUAGUCGAGGAUCAUGUUCCAGCCCACGAGCGCAGCACCGUGACCAUCCGCGAAGAUGUCAAGGGCAACAUCAUCCUCGCCGGCCUCCGUCAGGUCGAGGUCCACUCAGUCGAGGAGUUGAUGAACGUUUUGAACCAGGGAUCCACGCUUCGGCAAACAGACGCAACAGCGAUUAACGCACGAUCUUCUCGCUCCCAUGCCGUCUUCACUCUCAAUCUCGUGCAGAAGAAGAACAAGCUGCAGACAGCGCAGGGCGCGGAAAAGCGGUUUUCCAUGCCCUUGGAGGCUCUCACCGGGGCCGACACGCUAAUAACAACGGACAGCAAGAUGCAUUUCGUCGAUUUAGCCGGCAGCGAGCGCCUCAAGAACACGGGCGCGCAGGGCGAGCGGGCCAAGGAGGGGAUUUCGAUCAAUGGUGGCCUUGCCGCGCUCGGCAAGGUCAUCUCGCAGCUGUCGUCGCGCCAGCCCGGGUCCCACGUGUCAUACCGAGACUCGAAGCUCACUCGCCUGCUCCAGGACUCGCUGGGCGGGAAUGCGAUCACGUAUAUGAUCGCUUGCGUGACGCCGGCCGAGUUCCACCUCAGCGAGACGCUAAACACGGUACAAUAUGCGCAGAGGGCCCGAGCCAUCCAGAGCAAGCCGCGGAUCCAGCAGGUCGAGGAGGGCGACAAGCAGGCCAUAAUCGACCGUUUGAAGGCCGAAGUGGCAUUCCUGAGGGAGCAAAUCCGAAGUGCAGAACGGGGCGGGGGCGAGCGCCGGGCCCUGGCCCCUGGCGAGCGGUCCGACCGGCAGAGCGAGCGGGAGCUUGAGCUGCAGAACCGCCUGCUGGACGCCGAGGAAAACUACAAGGCGCUGAGCCAGCGCCACGCAAAGCUGAUUGCCGAGAUGGCCAAGGCCAGGGAUAACGAGAUGGCGGAGAACCAGGAUCACGACGAAAACGCGGGCGACAGCGCCACCGAGCGGCUAAAUCGCUCCAAUAGCUUUGCGCAGGCCGUCGAACAGGUCGUGCUGGAGUACGAGAAGACGAUUCAGUCGCUGGAGCACUCCCUUGCCAGUACCCGGGCAACCCUUGCAAUCACCGAAGGAUCCCUGCUCGAGAAGGAGACCAAAUGCGCCUACACCGAAACCAUCAACAGCCAGCUUCAGGCGAGGCUGCAGAAGCUGAUGGACCGCGAGGCGAGCACCGAGAAUUACCUCCACGAUCUUGAGGCGAAGCUGGACGGCCACACGUCGGGCGAGGAGAAGAAUGCGACCAUCAUCAUGGAGCUGCGCAAGGAGAUUGCCCGUGUGCGCGAGAACGAGGCCGCAUGCGAAGACUACAUCUCGACGCUCGAGGAGCGGCUCGCCGAGGCCGACCAAGAUGCCGAGCUGAUGCAGCGCGAGAUCGACAGGCUAGAGCAGGUGGUGGAGCGGCAGCGCAGCCUCGGAAAGUUGGACUCGCUCCUGUACGAGCUCGACAAUAUCCAACAGGACGCGCCAGCGGCCGAGGUCGAGAACGGCCUGAGCAACGGCGCGGGCCAUCGGCGCACGGCCAGCCGGAGCAUUGCAGAGCACUCGCGAACACAGAGCCACGUCAGCCGCCACAGCCAGUUGGAGGAGACCAUCCCCGAGAGCGGGGAGGAGGACAUUCCUGAGGAGACGGAGGAACAGCCCACCAACGAACAACAACAUGCGGCGGCGGAGGCCACGACGCCCAAGCCCUCGCAUGCUCGCCUCUCGGAUGGCCGUCACGAGGCCGAGUACACCGCUAGUCCGGCGCAAUCCAAGUUCGUCGCUGACAAGCUCGAAACGGUCACGCAGGAGCUUCUCGACCUGCGGGUUGAGCACGAGACGACGCUUAACGAGUAUGACCUCCUGCAAGCCAAAUACGAGGAGGCGCUUCGGGCGCUCGCAGAGCUGCAGGAUGUGGUCGAUGAAUCGCGGCAUCCGCAGCGACCGCGGGAUUCGGUGCUCUCAGUGACCUCACCUCUCCAGACUCGGCCACAGUCCUUCAUGUCGGACGCUAGGACCAGCGAGACAAGAGAUGGCGCCCACCUUUCCCAGAGGUCGCUUUCAUCCGAGCUGUCUGCCGCCAUGGAGUCUCCAGCCACUACCAUGGAGUCGUCCGAUGCCGAGACGGCUGUGCCCAAGUCCGAUGACCGCGUGUCUCCGCCAGCCGAGUUCGCUGGCACUCAUGCGUUGGCCGCGGAGGUCGAGAGAUUAAAAGCGCUCGCCUCCGAGAAGGAGCUCGCCGAGAGAGAACUCGCCGAGCGGUACGCCCAGCUGGAGGAGCAGCACCAGCAAACCCUCGAGAUGGUGGAAGAACUGAAGACCGAGGUCGCCAAGGCCCAGGCCGCCAGUAGCGAAAGCUCCUCGCCAAAGGGUAACACCCCGGUGAUUCGCCGCAAAUCCAGCCAGAACGUCAUGAUCAUUGACCGUGCUCAUCGGUCGUUUGCGUCGCUGCGGAACAUUGCGGCCGAGAACUUUGAGAACCAGCCGGAUGUGAUGCAGAGCUUCGAGCUCAACCUGAAUGCCGCCAUGCACGAGCUUCACUCCCGGUCCGAGCGCAUCCAGGAACUCGAGGCCGACAUCGCGAACGCCAAGAAGGAAAUGGAAACCAAGAUGACCAUCAUUUCCGGCUUGACCCGCGAACGGUCCAGCUUGAAGGCCGCUUCUCCAAUGGACAUGGCUAUGGUAUCCAAUCUCCGGGAGCAGCUCGAGCAGAGUGAGAUGCGGAUCAGGGAAAUGCAGGAAGCCCACUCCGCCCGCGAGAAGGAGCUGCAAGCCCAGUUGGCCGAGCUGCACGAAUCGCUCAAGCAGGCCAACCUUGCUGCGGACGAAGCUGCCGCGGCUGCCGCGGCUGCCAAGGCGGCUCUGGAAUCCGCCUCGCAUGCCGAGCAGGCUGCUGAGGCACAGGAGUCCGCGGAACAAGCGGCGCCUGCCGCGGAAGAGACCGCGGCAUCAGCUAAGGACGCUGCCGAGGAGGCGGCAGCUCAGAUUGAGUUGCGGGAAAAGAAGAUUUCCGAGCUCGAGGCCGAGCUUGCCGCCUGGGAGGAGAAGCACAACACUGCGCUGCAAAACAUGCGUGACGCCGAGGAGGUGACAGCUCAGAUCGAGUUGCGAGAGAAGAAGAUUUCCGAGCUCGAGGCCGAGCUUGCUGGUUGGGAAGAGAAGCACAACACUGCGCUGCAAGGCAUGCGUGACGCUGAGGAGGUGGCAGCUCAGAUCGAGCUGCGAGAGAAGAAGAUUUCCGAGCUCGAGGCCGAGCUUGCCAGCUGGAAAGAGAGGCACAACACUGCGCUGCAAGGCAUGCGUGAUGCCGAGGAGCAGAUGCAGACGACGAUUCGCGAUCUCGAGGCUCAGGUCGCCUCUGUCACCGAGCGGCUCGCUGACGCUGAACGGAAGAAGCCGGAGGAAGAAGAGGCUCUGAAGGAGGCCGAGAUGAAGCGCAACCAGCUGAUCGACUUCUUGAGAAGUGAGAUCGACGAGUACAAAGGGAUCAUCAACAGCAACCAGAACAAGGUCGCCGAGGUCGAGCACCAGCACGCCGCCACCAAGAAGCUUCUCGAGAUGGCCACGCAUGAUCGCGACCAGGCGUCAAGCGAGCUCGAGGCCCACAAAGCACUGGUCGCCAAGCUGGAGGCGCAGAUUGCGGAUCACGAGCAGACCAUCAAGGGCCACCAAGAGAGCCUGCAGGAGCUGCAGUCGAAGCACGCCAAGGAUGUCGAGGAGUUGCUGUCGUCUUCGAAGCAAGACCUCGAAUCGCAGCUGGCCGCUCUGAGAUCGGAACAUGCGGAUCGCGUCCGCCGGCUCGAGGGCUAUCUGACUGAGGCGCGUGAAGACCUCAUGAAGGUUGCCACGCAGGUUGCCUUCGCUCUGGGUCUGGAUGUCAGCGUGGAGAAGAUCUCGGAACGCAUCGAGGACCUUGUCGCAGACCAGAAGGCUCUGGUGCAUGAACAGGAGAGGAGAGCAGAGCUCGAGAGCCACGUCGUCGAGCUAUCCAACAUCAACGAUACGAUCAUGCGUGACCUCGAGGCCGUCAGGGCGAGCUUGGCUGAGGUUCUCGAGGCUGAAGGCGAGCAGGCGAAGAGCCCGUAUCCAGUCAAGGAGCAAGUGGCGCUGGUCAAGAAGAAGGUGGUGGACCUCGAGACGAAGAACAAGAAGAACUCGCGGCUCGUCGAGGAACUCGAAGACCAGCUGCGGAGCAAUUACGACCAGGUGCAGAUGGCAAGCAACCGCCUGUCUACGCUGCAGAUGGAGCGGAACGCGCAAUUGGAGGAGGCCAACGCUGCCAAGAUGAAGCUGCAGUCGGAAUUGGAUGCCAUCCGCGAGGAGUACACCGCUCUUCAGGCCAAGUACGAGAGCGUCCUCGCCAACGACGGCAUCCACACGGCCGAGAGCCCGCAGCGCUCCAACUCGCUCACCAACCAAGUCCGCAAGAGCUCCUCGGUGGCCUCGCUACCCUCCCCGCCGCCGGCGAUCCCGCUCCCGCCGCUCCCCAACGGCGGGGCGGACCGCAACGCGGGCACCGUCUCGCCGACGCCGCGGCCGCCCAGCAAGGACAUCGCCGGCUCGGCGGCGGCGGCGGGCAUCUCGCAGAUCCAGGAGGACCAGGAGGCGCGCAUCCGGCUGAUCGAGAAGCACCUCAAGGCGGAGAAGCAGCUGACGGCGACGCUGGAGGAGGCGCUCACGGACCUGGAGCGGCAGCAGAACACCCUCCGGGCCGACUGCGACGCGUGGCGGCGCCGCGCGGGCGAGCUCGAGGCCGAGCUCAAGGAGCUCCGCGACCGGCCGGCCCAGGACAACCGCUGGAGCCUGCAGCAGGUCGAGGAGGAGCGCCGCAAGCGCCGCGACGCCGAGAUCGCCCGCGCCCACCUCGAGGAGCGCAUGAACACCAUCGCCAAGAAGAAGAAGAAGGGGAGCCUCAACUGCUUCUAGGAGGGGCACUGCGGAGCAGCUGCUGGUUGUUGCUGUGCCUGUGCGCGCGUGCAUGCGCGUGCCGGCUGCUGGGUCGUGGCCGGGUUUGUUGGUCUUGCUGGUGGUCGGUGUGGUGGGGGCGGUGUCGGUGAUGGGUUUUGGUUUUGUGGUGGGAAUGCCCCUGGAGGGG